Bipolaris zeicola 26-R-13 is the source of this 582-nucleotide messenger RNA. RefSeq lists its product as uncharacterized. The record is from RefSeq and is a predicted model, not a curated record. Gene Ontology annotation, biological process: tricarboxylic acid cycle; mitochondrial electron transport, succinate to ubiquinone. The coding region runs from base 1 to 582 and encodes 193 amino acids. Gene Ontology annotation, molecular function: heme binding; ubiquinone binding. The transcript is spliced from 3 exons. Lineage: Eukaryota; Fungi; Ascomycota; Dothideomycetes; Pleosporales; Pleosporaceae. Gene Ontology annotation, cellular component: mitochondrial envelope; membrane.
AUGGCUUCCUUUAUGCGCCCCGGCCUUCUCAGGCAAGCUUACACCAAGCCCCAAGCAGCGCACCGCAUGCUGUCCACGGCCAGCUCCACCAUCAACCGCCCGCUCGCCCACCAACUUCGCCCAGCUUUCCAGCGCUCAGUCAUUCCCCAGUCCACGCGCGUCGCCGCCUUCCACGCCACCCAGCGCAACCAGAUUCUGCCCCCGCUGCCACAGAAGAUUGUCGGAACCACCAACGACCCUGUGCCUGUACCCGAGCCAGACUAUGCCCAUGGCAGCUACCACUGGAGUUUCGAGAGGAUCGUCUCCGCCGGUCUGAUUCCUUUGACCAUUGCGCCUUUUGCUGCUGGAUCGCUAAACCCACUUACUGACUCUAUUCUCUGCGCUCUCUUGGUCAUACACUCGCACAUUGGCUUCGAGGCAUCCAUCAUCGACUACUUCCCUAAGAAGCGAGUGCCCCUCCUUCGCAACCUCUCCAUGUGGGCUCUCCGCAUUGGAACCGUCACUCUUGGUAUCGCUCUCUACUCCUUCGAGACCAACGAUGUUGGCAUCACCGAGGCUGUGGCCAGGCUGUGGCAUGCGUAG